AUGGCCACGCAAGACCCAACCCCACUUCCUCCCACAACAAUCCUCUCUUCAAAACCCAUCUCUCAAGCCGUCGCCCACGACUUCCUAGCCGCCUACCUGGACCGCGCAACCACUGACCCAGCGCUUCAACCGAACGCCGGGAUUAGCGAGCACGGCCCCGUCUCACGCACAACUGCCGCCGCGCCCAAUAUUAUACUUCACAAUCUGAAGCGUGUGCAGGCGGGGCUAGCCGGGGAAGUUCUGGGGAGGGAUUUGGCGAUUGCAGAGAUGAAGGAGGGUGCGCAGCUCGCGCAGGCACAGAGUGGGAACGAUAAUGCGGACGGAAAGUGGGAAGAUAAGGCACAGUUUGAGCAGGAGCAGGAUGGAAAUCAGGUAUAUGAUGCCAAUGUCCGAGAUGAGCCUGAGGGGAUGGAUGUGGAUAAAGUUGACGACACUGAGGGGAAGGUGGCUGCAACGACCGGGACACUAGAUAAGGAGGAGCGCAAGCGGCUGAAGAAGGAGAGGAGAAAAGCUGAAAAGAAGGCGAAAUUGAAGGAUGCGGAUGAAUAG
Molecule: messenger RNA, 549 nt
Organism: Aspergillus nidulans FGSC A4
Lineage: Eukaryota; Fungi; Ascomycota; Eurotiomycetes; Eurotiales; Aspergillaceae
Exons: 1
Coding region: 1-549 (182 amino acids)
Source: RefSeq, a predicted model, not a curated record